GACUCAGGCCCACCAUUGAGAUUAUACAGAUACCUCUCUCCGUCUCUCGCUCUCUGCAACUCAAUUAUGUCAGAGGCAAGCGAUUGAAUCUUUGGUACUACAGGGGUUCACCGCCUCCCCUCGGCUUGUUUUAUAUCUGCAAUUUUUUCAACGUUCCUUCACAAAUGUCCAUCCAUUAGGGUUUGAACUUGAAGUGAUUCAGAAAGUGUUAAUUCAGGGAGAGAAAAUUUAGAUAGGAAAAUGGGUUCUACACCUAAACACCCUUUGUUUUGUCUAACAUGGCCGUGGGACAUGAACCAAAAUGCUAAAGCUAAUACUCCUAGCGCUUGCAACUUUGAGGGUCCUUGGUUAUUCAAAUCUCUGCAAACUAUUGGGUCCAUUGCUUUCAAUUUUGUCAACUCAGUUUCCGGGUCCUCGUUUUCAUUGGCCAAUACCUUUAUGCCCUCCCAGUUGGAUGCAAGAACCAGCCAGCGUAACAGUUUGAAGUCAAAAACAAUCUUGGGUCCUGAAGAGCAGGGGGAGGCAGAGCAUAGAGCAUUUGCCUCAGCUUUAGCAAGUGGGAAAGAGGCUACUGUGGUUGAGUUUUAUUCACCCAAAUGCGGGCUGUGUAAUUCUCUGCUUAAUUUUGUUAGGGAGGUUGAAGGUAGGAACUCAGACUGGCUUAACAUUGUUAUGGCAGAUGCAGAGAACUAUAAAUGGCUUCCCGAGCUUCUCCAUUAUGACGUUAGAUAUGUUCCUUGCUUUGUGCUGGUGGACAAGAAGGGGAGGGCGCUGGCAAAGACUGGUAUUCCGAGUAGUCGGCUACAUGUAAUAGCAGGUCUCUCUCAUCUUCUCAAGAUGAAGCGUCCUUGCAAAAAGCAAUAGCUAGAUCAAAUAUUGAAUCUUCUCAUCUGUUCAGCAUUUUGAUAAUGAAGCCUAGUUUUCAUGAGUUCACAGCACAGAUGCUUUUGGGUA
Prunus persica (peach) is the source of this 954-nucleotide messenger RNA. RefSeq lists its product as uncharacterized. The transcript has 3 exons. The record is from RefSeq and is a predicted model, not a curated record. Gene Ontology annotation, biological process: cell redox homeostasis. NCBI's taxonomy places the organism in Eukaryota, Viridiplantae, Streptophyta, Magnoliopsida, Rosales, Rosaceae. The coding region runs from base 241 to 864 and encodes 207 amino acids.